ACAGUAUGAAAGAACUACUCAAGCAGUUUAUGAAGUAGAAAAUUCUAUAGACACGUUGCUAGACCUACUGCAAAUGUACAGAGGGAAAGCUGGGGACAAAAUUUCAGAGAAAGGAGGAAGCAUUUUCACAAAGACAUGUUGUUUGUUGGCCAUCCUUUCAAAGGACUCCAAAAGAGCUUUGGAAAUCCGAAGCAUACCAAGAGCUGUUACUUGCAUUCAAAGCCUAUAUAAACUUACAGCUCGUAAACACAAAAUGGAUGCAGAGAGAAUACUUGUGAAGCAGAAAACAAACACUUUCCUAAGUGGAACUUCCUUUGUUCCAGUAACUCCUCUAAGAAUAAAAACAGUUUUGAGAAUUAAACCAGACUGGGUUUUGAGGAAAGAUAACAUGCAAGAAGUUGUGGAUCCUCUGCAAGCAAUUCUGAUGGUGGUGGAUACACUUGGUAUUGCCUGCUACUGAAAUGUAAAUGAUGUAUAUGAAAAUCUAUUUGUACACUAUGU
This is a messenger RNA of Egretta garzetta (little egret), 501 nucleotides long. RefSeq names its product abnormal spindle-like microcephaly-associated protein homolog. The coding region runs from base 74 to 460 and encodes 128 amino acids. The record is from RefSeq and is a predicted model, not a curated record. Gene Ontology annotation, cellular component: spindle pole. The transcript is spliced from 3 exons. Lineage: Eukaryota; Metazoa; Chordata; Aves; Pelecaniformes; Ardeidae. Gene Ontology annotation, biological process: establishment of meiotic spindle localization; spindle organization; mitotic cell cycle.